Messenger RNA from Gossypium raimondii (Peruvian cotton), 4108 nucleotides. Its product is annotated as protein PLASTID MOVEMENT IMPAIRED 1-RELATED 1. NCBI's taxonomy places the organism in Eukaryota, Viridiplantae, Streptophyta, Magnoliopsida, Malvales, Malvaceae. The coding region runs from base 410 to 3790 and encodes 1126 amino acids. The transcript has 3 exons. The record is from RefSeq and is a predicted model, not a curated record.
UUUGAUUUGAAAUUUUGGACUAAGAAAAAGGCAGCGGCAAUUCAAAGACGAAAGGGGCCAGCCAGUAAGUGAUCCGUCGAGACAAACGCGGCUGAACAGUCUCAGGCACUUGAACUUUUCGUGUAACAUUUCUUUCUUGUUUGCUUGUCUAUUUGUUUGUUUUUAAUUGAUUACAAAAUUCUUAACUCGGUUCUUGUAAGAUUUCGAAUUCUCCGCCCGGUUCUAUUUCAGCUUCUAUGUUUUUGUGGUUUCCUUUUCUUUUUCAAAAUUUUCCGCCGAAUUUUUUUUUUUGAAUGGAGAGAACUUUUUUAAAUUUUGGAUAGGCAAAGGCCAAAGAGAAUCUAUGUAUAGAACUCGCUAAAACAAGGCUUCUGAUCGGGAACUUUUGGUCGCUGGAAAGAUCAAUUUGAUGAUGUUGUCCAAAGUUGAAGCUAAGAAGAAGAAUGGUGAAGAUUCUGGUAAUAGGAAGUUGUUGAAUGAAAUUGAAGCUAUUAGCAGGGCUUUGUAUUUGGACAAGAACCCUCCAAGGACUUCAUUUUCUGCUUUGAAUACAUGGUCAAAACCAGCUGGGAAAACAUACUAUCCCGAACCAAAAUCGAAGCUUAAGAAUAGUAAUGAGGACUCAUCUCGUAAAGACAAGAAAUCCAUUUGGAAUUGGAAGCCUUUGAAGGCAUUCUCAAAUGUUAGAAACCGUAGGUUUGCUUGUUGUUUCUCACUUCAAGUACACUCCAUUGAAGGUUUGCCGUCUAGUUUUAAUGAUUUUAGUCUAUGCGUGCACUGGAAGAGGCGGGAUGGGGGGCUAAUGACUCGCCCUGCUAAGGUUCUUGAUGGAACUGCUGAAUUUGAAGAGAAGCUGACACAUACAUGUUCAGUACAAGGUAGUCGAAGUGGACCUCAUCAUUCAGCCAAGUAUGAGGCCAAGCAUUUCUUGCUCUAUGCUUCUGUGUUUGGAACACCAGACCUUGAUUUGGGGAAGCAUCGACUUGACCUUACACGGCUGCUUCCACUUACAUUGGAGGAAUUGGAGGAAGAGAAGAGCUCAGGGAAGUGGACAACAAGUUUUAAGUUAUCAGGGAAAGCCAAGGGUGCUACAAUGAAUGUUAGUCUUGGGUAUAUGAUCAUUGCGGAUGAUUGUGUGCCACUAGGAAAUAGUCAAUACAGCUCCAAUUUGUCACAUCUGAAGAGUAUGGGAAAAUCAAUUACUAAGUUUGCUAAUGGUGACCAGAAGGGCACAAUGAGGCGUGUUGAGAGUCUUCCCGGUUUUGUUAAUUUUGGGUCUUUUGGCUCAUCUCUUCUUGCAGAGGAGGUAAAAGAUCUUCAUGAAGUUUUGCCAGUGUCAAAGUCAGAGCUCGAUGAUACAAAAAGGGUAGAUCAGAAAUUUGAUGACGACAAGGCAGAUGCUUCAUCUGCUUCUAAGCCAGGACCUGAUGUGUUAGCUGAACAGCUUGAGCCCAUCAAACCUCCAUCUUACUUUGGACCUGAAUCAAGUAAGGAGAAUAUUGAAAAGGAAACUGAAGAUAACGACUUCUGUAUUGUGGAAAAAGGGAUAGAGGUAUCUUCAGAAAAGCAGGCUCUAUUGACAAUGGAAAGCCCUGAAGAUGUUAAAAGUAAUCCCGGUAUGGGAGUAAAUCAGGAAAAAUUCUCUCAUCUUCAUUCCUCAAAUGAGGCGAGUAGUAGUAAUCAAAGUGACGUGCUUGUGGUGCAAGACUGCAAUUCCAAAGAGGAUGAUCAGUGCUCAAAAGAAACAUUGAUGAGAGAAUUGGAGUUAGCUUUAGAUGGCAUUACAAACUUGGAGGCGGCAUUAGAUUCUCCUGAUCCUGAAGACUACUUGGAGAAUAAAGCUAAUUAUAAAACAAAUAGGAAGGCAAAGUCACUUAGCUUGGAUGAAGUUACGGAGUCCGUGGCAAGUGACUUCUUGAAUAUGCUGGGUAUUGAUCAUAGUCCAUUUGGCUCGAGUUCUGACAUUGAGCCGGAGUCUCCAAGGGAGCGUUUACUUAGGGAGUUUGAGAAAGAUGCUCUAGCCAGUGGUUUUUUGUUAUUUGAUUUUGACAUGGCCGAGGGAGAGGACUUCGACACUUCAACUACAUCUGGUUGGGGGAACUUGACUGAUGAUCUGUCAUCUUUUAUUUUAGAUGGUGAGCAAGAGCGUCAGGUGGCAACUAAUCAGAGCAGCAAAACAAGGGCUAAAGUGUUGGAAGACCUGGAGACAGAAGCUUUAAUGCAUGAAUGGGGAUUGAAUGAGGAAGCUUUUCAUCAUUCUCCGCCUGGCACUUCUGGUGGAUUUGGGAGUCCAGUUCAUUUUCCUCCUGAAGAGGCACUUGAAUUGCCUCCUCUUGGAGAAGGGUUAGGUCCAUUUCUUCAGACAAAGAAUGGAGGGUUUUUGCGGUCUAUGGAUCCCUCGCUUUUCAGCAACGCUAAAAAUGGUGGGAACCUGAUCAUGCAGGUUUCUAGUCCUGUUGUGGUACCUGCUGAAAUGGGUUCUGGUAUAAUGGAUAUACUUCAGCGACUGGCCUCAGUUGGUAUUGAAAAGCUCUCUAUGCAGGCAAGUAAGUUGAUGCCUUUGGUGGACAUAACCGGCAAGAAUACGGAACAAGUAGCAUGGGAAACUGCCCUUAGUUUGGAGGGACCAGAGAGGCAGUGUCUGUUGCAGAAUGGGUUUGAGGUUGGGCAAGAUCUGUCUAGUGGGCAAAAGGAAGUUAAAAGAAGAUCACCUCUACUCAGCUCUAACAAAUGUAGUUCGACCUCCGUCAACGGGAUGGGCUCAGAUUAUGUAUCCCUUGAAGAUCUUGCUCCAUUGGCAAUGAAUAAGAUUGAAGCACUCUCCAUGGAAGGCUUGAGAAUUCAAUCUGGCAUGUCAGAUGAGGAUGCGCCUGCAAACAUCAGUGCGCAGUCAAUUGGGGAAAUUUCGGCCCUUCAAGGCAAGGGGUUUGGUGUUAGUGGGUCUCUUGGUCUGGAUGGAACCGGUGGGUUGCAAUUGUUGGACAUAAAAAACAAUGGUGAUGAUGUUGAUGGAUUAAUGGGUUUGUCACUAACUCUUGAUGAAUGGAUGAGACUUGAUUCCGGUGAACUCGAUGAUGAUGAUGAUCAAAUAAGUGAGCGGACUUCUAAAAUCCUUGCUGCUCAUCAUGCUACAUCAUUGGACUUGAUUCGCAGAGGGUCAAAAGGAGAGAAAAGACGGGGUAAAAAGUGUGGUUUGUUAGGAAAUAACUUUACGGUGGCAUUGAUGGUGCAACUUCAUGAUCCUUUAAGAAACUAUGAGCCAGUCGGUACACCCAUGCUUGCACUUAUUCAGGUGGAGAGAGUAUUUGUGCCACCAAAGCCAAAAAUAUAUACUACAGUAUCAGCUUCGAGGAAUGACAAUCAAGAGGAUGAUGACUCAGACUCCGCGGUGAACGAGGUGGAGGAGGAGGAGAUAAAAGAAGAAAAAGCUUCCCAAGAGGAAGAGAUUCCUCAAUUCAGAAUCACAGAAGUCCAUGUUGCAGGCUUGAAGAGUGAACCUGGCAAGAAGAAACAUUGGGGUACCAAGACCCAACAACAGUCCGGUUCCCGUUGGUUGCUUGCCAACGGAAUGGGAAAGAGCAAUAAACAUCCAUUGUUGAAGUCCAACUCCAAGGCUGCUCCCAAAACUUCAACCCCUUCAACAACAAAGGUUCAACCAGGUGACACUCUCUGGAGCAUCUCGUCUCGUAUUCAUGGUACCGGAGCCAAAUGGAAAGAAUUGGCAGGCCUUAAUCCCCAUAUUCGAAAUCCCAAUGUUAUAUUCCCCAAUGAAACCAUCAGGUUGAAAUGAGAUGCACAUGCAUUGGAAUCUUGUUGAAAGGGUUAAGCUCCUAAAUUAGAUGACAUGACUGAUGGAGAACCACAUUAUACAGAUUUGAGAUCAAACAAGGUUGAUGGGUUCCGCCUCUGGAGAUUAUCUUGUGUUUAUGUUGAAUGUGUUCGUUCAUGUAAAUUCAAGUCAAAAGCAAAAGGUAUGGUUACAUUUCUCGUUUGGGUCUUGUAAAUUAUAUGUUUUCAAUGAUCAUAAGUGCUUGAUGUAAUUUAUGUCUCACUUAAUGCAAUUGUGUUUUGCAAAAGACGGCCAAGUAAGGAAAUUUUGUGGCAUAAA